Messenger RNA from Eleginops maclovinus (Patagonian blennie), 3797 nucleotides. It is a transcript of the gene mis18bp1, whose product is annotated as MIS18 binding protein 1. The transcript has 16 exons. Lineage: Eukaryota; Metazoa; Chordata; Actinopteri; Perciformes; Eleginopidae. Bases 81 to 3320 code for a protein of 1079 amino acids. Gene Ontology annotation, cellular component: chromosome, centromeric region. The record is from RefSeq and is a predicted model, not a curated record.
AACUAACAACAGAAGAAGAAAAGCCCGCCGUUGGGAUGAGAUAUUUGAAAUUCAGGGCGAGCUGUUAAUUCGAUCAAAUUAUGGAGUCGUAUCAGCAUAUAUGCAAAAAAGCACAUAUGCAGUUUGAGUCUCCUGCCAAGGUGUUUGCUAAACUGAAGUCUAAGGUGAGCAAAGACAAUCCGUCCGCAAAUCAGGGGAGUUUUACAGGCAAGGACCCGCCUUAUGGAGGAGUUUUUAAACCGCCCAGAACGAGAUCAGAGAGCACUUGGAUGACCGACCAAUUUAAAGAGUAUACAUCUGUUGCUUAUCGUGAAGAAGCGCAGGCAUUAACUCUCUCUCCCAUAUCGAGUCCUAAGAAAACUUUCUGUUACUCGGACAUCAGCAGCGAGCGUGUAGAGGAAGUGCCUCCUGGAUUAGGACAUGGGUGCACACCGAGAAGAAGGGCUUUCUUUGAGUCAACAGCUCUGGUGAACCGACCACCGAGCCACACCGAACCAGCUCAGAUCAGAGACUCGGCUGGUUUUAAUGGGUUCAGCAGGACUCCAGUAAAAAGCCACCCAGUGGAAAAUGACUUUGUAAGCUAUUCUCCCAAUGACAAACGGAUGCCUCCACCCUUAAUGUUGUCCCCCACGAGAAAUAGUUUGAGGAAGAGAAAAUGGGAGACGCAGGAGUUUGACAAAAUAGGUCAGUCACGACCAGAAAGGAAAACCUCCCGUGCUUUCAGUGCGGACAGUAGCACUUGCGUGGAGGAUGUGGAUAAUGUUAGAGGAUUCUAUGCUGACCCAAUUGGCAUGGACCAGUUCACGCAUGAACCUGUGGUAUCAAACCCACAAAGUUCAGCAAUGACACGUUGCAUAGUUUCUUUGAAAAGAUGUCAUCAAACAUCUCCAGCCAAGAUGUUCAAUUCCAUGAAGAAGAGGGCAUCUAAAACAGAGCAGCAGGAAGUUAAUAAAGUCUGCAGUACCAACAGGAAUCUCUUUUGUCAGGCUAAUUUCCCACAGUCCACAGACAGGCGUCCCUUUAAAGCUCUCAACAUGGGUGAGAUGGAGGACACUGUUUUCAGAGAUGAUCCUGAAAAUCUGGUUGCUGUUAACCUUUCCAGUGAAGCCACUGAAGACAGCCAAUCAGACACCCAAUCAGCCACCCAUCCGUCUGAGAACAUCCCCGCCCCUGAACUGUCAGCACACCCUGUUCUGCAUGAAGACCCCCUUGUGCUCAACUCCCCACGGAUCUCAAUACCUAAGAAAGAGGCUGUGUUCAGGCGAAAUAAUUGGAUGCAGCACACAAAAUUCCCAUGUGAGAGUGUGAUUCAUCUCAAAAAAUGGUACCUGAGGAGAAGUCUCAAUCGUCUGUUUCUUGGUGGAACCCACAGGGAUGACAACGUACCCUGGAACACUAACGUGAUUGUGGAACGGGUUUCUAACAAUGUGGUGAAGACUACCUCCGGCAGCAUUUACAUUCUGCUCGGCAGAAUGAACAUGAAUAUUGACACUGGGUUUCCCAACUGGCUUUUGAACAAGUUUGCUCAUGGGUUUCCUCCAGACUGGGAUGUACUUUAUGAGAAGUUACUGUCAGAGUCAAAAGACGUCCCCAGCAGGGGCAAAGACAGGAAAAGUGAGAGGAGCCGCGUCUUUUCGCAGACUAAUCCUGAUGCAUCAACUGUGAAGCGGCACAGGCAAAAGUCCUUAAAUACACCGGAUUCCCGUCCUCCCCCCUUGUCUGAUGUUAAGGUGUCCCGAAGUGGCCGUGUGCUCAGAACACCUCUUGAGUAUUGGAAGGGAGGGAGAGUUAUCCUGGAUGCAAAUAUGAACGUUACCAUCCAUGAUUGUUAUGAGACCACCAUCUGCUUCCCUAAUGUCACCACAACAGUUUCUACGAGCAAGUCACCGAAACCUGCCCGCGCGGCCAACAGUGAAGGCCAUAAACAAUGUGAACCAGCCAACAUCAAAGAGGCAUCAGUCCCACUGAGGCGGGUCAAAGCUCCUCCCUGCAGACACACCCGAGCAAAGGUUGAGCUUAAUGAAAAUCCCUCUUAUUCCCUUGUAGACAGACUUACGCACCCUGAAAAGUGUUCUGGCACACCAACAAUGUCCAGACGAAAGCGAAAAGCUGCAGAGAGAAACAUUUUUAUGGAGACCUCUCCUCAAAACCAACCUGAAAAGUCUUCAACACGGAGGUCAAAAAAGCAGGCGCCUGACACCAUAAGGCCUUCGGUGGAAGUCUUUGGAAGCGAACGGGCUGUCCAAGGAGCCCCAGAAUCAUCAGGUGCAGAAUCAGCAUCUUCACAGGAUAAGGUCGAAGGGAGAAAGAAGACAGAGAAGGUGCAAAGGAAGAGCAGCAGGAAAGCAAGCAAAGUUCUUCCAACAAGUGUGUCAUCCAUUUCUUCUUCUGAGGAUCUUGGGAGGAUAACCAGAGGAACCUGUACAAAACAGAAGCGGAGUAAAUGCCCUAAGUCACUAUCACCUCCAAAGCCUUUGCUUAAAUUGAAAAAACCCAGCAAGAAAAAACCCACAGCAAAAGAAGGCAAGGCACCACAUCUACCAGAGCAAGAUGAAGAGCAGUGGACAGAGGCCGAGCUUAUGAGACUUCAAGAGGCUGUGUCCUACUUUCCUAAGUACAUGGCAGGGUACUGGGCAAAGGUGGCGAAAAUGGUCAGGACACGUUCUGCAGAAGAGUGCCACUACCAGCACACAUCACAGGCGACCUCCCAGACUCCAGAGAAGACAGCCAAGAAACAGAAGGGAGGAAAAAAGAAGAAGAAGGAGGAGGAAGAAGUGAAAGCAACAAAAGAUCCAAUUACAGAUCCGCCAGUGAUAUCUGCCAGAGCGGGAACCUUUAAGAGGAAGCAACAAGUGCGUCAGUUCCUUGAGGCCAUGCCCAGAGAAGAUGUGGAGGAUGCUUUCAGCUCAGAUUACAUGCAAAGGAAACGUUUCGAGGUUCCCUCAAUGUGUCAGAGUGAAGAAGACUUCAAUCUGUCUGAGAUGGAGCCACUGAGCCCCACGUCGACAGUUUUCCCAGAAGUAAAGACUCCUCAAUGUGUGAAUAUCACUCCUGGCAUGAUGGGCUCUCUCGACAGGACCAAUAACGAGAAGUACGUCCAUCAACUCCAGAAGAGGAUGAAAAAAAAUCAGUUUAACGUCUGCAAACAGGCUGCUUCUUCGAAGACCUUCACACCAACGCCAUCAGUUAAACGAACAAUGAGAAGAUGUGGUAACACAGAUACUGACAACUUUGUCGUCUGGGAGAUGUUUCCUGGAAAAGAUGCCGUGCUGCCUGAUAGCGGAGAGGAAGAGGAUUUUUACUUCUCACACGAUUUCUGAUUGCAGCUAAAACUUUUGUCUCCUCUUACAAAUGUAAGAGUUUAAUCAUUAUUGUGUUUUAACUUCGCUUGAUGUUAGGUUUAUAAUGUUGAAUAUUUUUUUGAACCUUUUGAGCAACCUACAAUUCAAUAGAAAACACAGUUGGGAAUUGCUUUAUAAUUUUUAUUUGCAACAUGCUGUCAAAACCAGACUUUUGCCACUGUACCUGUAAAUAUAGGGUUUCUCCUAGGCCCCAGAUGGAGUUGUAACUAUCCUUUUAAUAAAGAUUGAGGAAUUUUACUUUUUUCAUUUCUUUUUUUAUGGGGGAUCAAUUAUCUAGGAAAGUACUGCCAACCUUUUUGGCAAAAGAAACCUGCAAAUGUAACCCCCUGACUUUAAGAAAUAAAACACAGCAUUUAUUGUUACAUCUGACUGCAGUGCAACUUCAAUAAACAUGAUAUACACAUGUACUCAUUUUAUUAAAGGAGUUUAAAUGGA